Molecule: messenger RNA, 816 nt
Organism: Daldinia loculata
Lineage: Eukaryota; Fungi; Ascomycota; Sordariomycetes; Xylariales; Hypoxylaceae
Exons: 2
Coding region: 1-816 (271 amino acids)
Source: RefSeq, a predicted model, not a curated record
AUGAUUGUCAUUCCAAACACCUGGUUUGACGAAAAGGUCCAAGAUGAGGUAGCGACCACAGAGCAGACUACCGCGCUUAAGGCUUACCUCGAGGAUGAUAUAGAAGCCGAGGAAGCGGGAAUGCUUAUCACUGCAGACGUGCACCAGGAAACCCUUGCUGACACAACCUCGGCCGAGGAAAUAAACGAGGAGCUAUGCAAGCUCUGGGGGUUUAUCAUUGACGUCAUCGUGGACUGGCCUUCGGAGCACAUCAAGAUUGCCAAUCUUUUGGAUACCAUCAGCAAGCUUCCACAUGUCGACCGCACGGGAAGAGACAGCCUGGAAGUUUUCAUGGACGGAACCGGGACGGUCCGGGCCUCUGAGCUGUGGCAGGAUCUCCCUAGAUUCUGGAACUCGUUUAGCGAUUACUGGCAUUCGUCAGCUGGUUGGCCAUAUAGUCGACCUGAAUCUAGCGCGGAAAAAGCGGCUAACUCUCAAUGGACUAACAUCAACUCAUUUGCCGCGAUAGUCUUCAUGGGCGGCCCGUUUGCGGACAUGCCGCUUUUAGGAGACUGGGGCUGCUAUGUGAUUAAGAAGGCGUCGAGGUCGGAUUACGAGCCUGUAGAAGUGCAUAUUCCCUCGGCGGCUGUGUGGAUGCGGUUUGCCGGCAAGGAACUGUAUCACUUUUACUUGACGCGGUAUGAGGGACCUUUGAUGCGGGAGAGGUGGGAGGGCUGGAGGAAGGAGUUUAAGAAGAUAUGUAGGAAUGAUACGGUAGAUGCUGAUAUUAGAGAGAAUGCGGCCGAAUUAGCAGCGUUGAUGGGGAUGUCUUUAUGA